AUGUCUCCGCAACGCGGGGCCCCAGACGACGGGGAAGGACUGACGUCCCCGCAUUCAUUCGUUGAGUUGAUGAAACUAGAGAGACUGCAAGAAAUCUUGAUUACACAUCCGGAUACCGCAGAGCCAGAAAGAAUUGAACGAUUCCGCUCCGUGGCAGUACCCUAUCCUCCUGGUCAGGGGACGCGCGCCUUCGGCGGCCAUGUCUACGCGCAAUCUGCAUAUGCAGCGUCCAAAACCGUCAGUCCGGGAUUUGUUAUCCAUGAUAUGACGGGUAGCUUCGUCCUUGGGGGUCGUCUCGACACGCCUUAUGUGUUCACAGUGCGACACGUGCGUGACGGUUUCAUGUACAGCACACGCGCCGUUGAUGCACGACAAGAAGGCAAGGUCUGCUUCUCGUGUAUAUGUUCUUUCAAGCGAGAUGAGCGACAAAAUCUCUUUGGUCACCAGCCAGUAUCAGCGCAGGAGCGCUUCGACUCCAUCCUUUCGGCAAAGCGGCCAGAAGAGCAGGAAAUAAGUCCAAGUGUUGACGCAGACUGGUGGAUUGAGAAUGUGCGAAAAGGCAACAUUGCCGAGAUCGAGUUCCCAGGUCUAGAUGUGCGCAAAGUCGACAUGCAGGACUAUAAUCAAGCCGAGGAUAUCAAACAGCAUCCUGAGAAGUAUCGCCAGCUCACGCAAUACCGACUCAAGGGAUCGCCAGAUGAAGACCCCAACGCUACUCUGGAGCAGAUUCGGGAAAGAGAAGAGGCGGGCAAAUAUGAUAAUCUAUAUGCGUGUGCCCAUAUGUAUUCCAGUGACAGGAACUCGCUUCUUUUGAUCCCUCGUGCCCUAGGGAUCAAGAAUUGGACGGAAAUGGGGAGUCUCACACUGACUGUCAUCUUACAUCGACAUGCAGGAGCCUUGCGCAUGAUCGAUUGGGCAAGCGUUAGCGAGGGACAGACCGAGUUGCCAAAGAAGUGGUUUGUGCAGGAGGGUUGGACACCUCAAAGUGCGGAGAAUCGGGGGGUGCACGAAAGUCAUCUUUGGAGCCCUGAGGGUGCGCUGCUUGGUACUUCUUUACAGGACAGCAUGCUUAGACUGAGAAAGCUAGGGAAACCCUCUAAGCUGUGA
Penicillium olsonii is the source of this 1107-nucleotide messenger RNA. The record is from the annotation of a GenBank genome assembly. NCBI's taxonomy places the organism in Eukaryota, Fungi, Ascomycota, Eurotiomycetes, Eurotiales, Aspergillaceae.